Lactuca virosa is the source of this 1587-nucleotide messenger RNA. The record is from the annotation of a GenBank genome assembly. Lineage: Eukaryota; Viridiplantae; Streptophyta; Magnoliopsida; Asterales; Asteraceae.
CCCAAAAUAAGGGUAAGGGAGUCUCUAUCUCUCAUGGAAGACUAAACCCACACUCAAACCCCAUAAAUUUUUCACAAUUUCAUUCUUUAACCCCUCUUUUCAUAUCAGAUCAUUCAUCGAUCCAUGAUUAUUGAUUAAUGGGUUUCUCUUUGAUUUUGAUCUUCAUUCUUGUUUCAUGCAUCUUCUUCGAUCUUCUAUCUCCGACAUGUGGAUACGAUUCACUGGAUCCCAAUGCCAACAUCACCAUCAAAUGGGAUCUCCGGCAGCAGAAUGACGGAACACAGGAUAUACUAGUUUCAAUCUACAAUUACCAAUUAUAUCGUCACAUAGAGCCUCCCGGAUGGAAGCUUAGUUGGAAAUGGAGUGGCAAAGAAGUAAUUUGGGACAUGAGGGGAGCAGAGGCAACCGAGCAAGGAAACUGUUCCGAAUAUUUGGGUAAACCACAACUCCCACAUAGUUGCGAAAGGGAGCCGGUGAUUGUUGACCUUUUGCCCGGGACUCCUUACAAUAUGCAAGUUCAAAAUUGUUGCAAGGGAGGGGUAUUAUCGUCAUUUACUCAAGAACCCGCAAAUUCUAUGGCCGCGUUUCAAAUGAACGUUGGCUCAAUCGAGACGAUGCCGUAUGACUUUAAGAUCGGCCUCCCAGGGUACACUUGUGGGAACGCUACGAAGGUGCCACCAACAAAGUUUGUUAUCGAUCAUGGGCGUAGACAAACACAAGCUCUUGGGACAUGGAAUAUAACGUGUACAUAUUCGCCCUUUCUUGCAUCAUCGACCCCAAAAUGUUGUGUUUCUCUAUCUUCUUUCUAUAGCGAGACGAUGGUGCCUUGUCCGAUUUGCAGUUGCGCAUGUCAAGGCGAACCUGGAUCGAAUUGUGUGAGGCAUGGUCAAUUACAUACGGUGUCACGGCUACCUCACAAUGAACAAGCGCCACCAAUGGUACAAUGUUCGACACAUAUGUGUCCGAUAAGGGUGCAUUGGCAUGUAAAGUUAAGUUACAAAGAAUAUUGGCGAGUAAAGAUCACGAUAAACAACCUUAAUGUCGUCAAAAACUACAGUCAAUGGAAUUUGGUCGUGUUACAUCCGAAUCUACAAAGUUUAGCACAAGUUUUCAGUUUCUACUACAAACCACUCAAUCAAUACGGUAGUAUAAACGAUUCAGGGGUAUUUUAUGGAAUUGAGCAUUACAAUGACAUGUUACUUCAAUCGGGUGAUGGAGGAAACGUUCAAACAGAGAUGUUGUUACACAAAGAUCCUGGGAUCUUUACCUUUAAAGGAGGAUGGGUGUUCCCUAGAAAAGUUAUCUUUAAUGGUGAUGAAUGUGUGAUGCCUUCACCAUUUGAGUACCCGAUGCUUCCAAACAGUAGUCGAUUUUUUGGACCUUCGAAGUUAUGCCUUGUAAUUUUAUUGGUUUUAGUUAGUUUGAUAUUAUGAAUAUUUGGAAGAUAGUUUAUAUUUAUUUAGGUCUUGGUUAGGGUCAUUGGGGUCAAGGAUGAUUCAGUGCGAUUUUAGGACGUUUAAAAAUGUUAGGGCUGAUUUUGAGGUUAUUUGAGUAAGUUAAUUUUAUUUAAACGAGAUAGAAGUGGAU